AUGAGCAACGCUAGCAAUGUCAGUGUCAGCAAAGGCUCCAAGGAGCGUUCCGGGCUCAAGGUGCGUCUCCUUGACACGGUGACCAUUCUGCACGUGAGCGACACCCACUCUUUGCACCGCUCCACUGGAGAUUUGCCCUCCGCGGAUAUCUUCAUCCACUCGGGGGAUGUCGCCAAAGUGGGCUCGGACGGAGAGCUGGGGGAUUUCAACGAUUGGCUGGGCACCAUCAAGCACAAGUACCAGCACAUGUUUGUGAUCGCUGGGAACCAUGACUUCUGGGACACGAACUGGCGCCUGAACCGCGGCUGGAUGUCUGUGAACGUGGCUUCCGACCCGAGCUACUUCCAGAAGAAGAUCUCCAAUGCCAAGGUGUUGAACCACGAGCUGGCAGAGGUCAUGGGCCUGAAGAUCUGGGGCGCAGGUUGGCAGGCGCGCCGUGGGGACUUCCAGCCCGGCAACAACUACCAGGACAUCCCAGCGGGUGUGGACGUUGUGGUGACGCACGAGGCCCCAUUCGACAUCUUCGACCAUGCGGGCGGCGCCCACUGGGGAUCCAGCCACGAGUUGCGAGGCGCCAUCUACCGAGCCAAGCCCAAGGUGCAUCUCUUUGGUCACGUCCACGAGCAGCGUGGCCACUGGGACCGGGUCGGCAAUGGCUUCCAAGGAGGCGUUGAGUACCGCCCCAACCCGCACGUGAACCAGGUCUUCCGCCCCAACGGGCCUCCGCCCUCCGACUACCCGGUGGAAGUGGAGUCGAACAACGCCAUGGCCAACCAGCCCACCGUUGACCACAGCUGGACGGGGAUCUGGGCCCCUCAGCACAUUGUGGGCCGUGCCCGCCUUAUCACCGCCAACCGCGGCGCCGAUGGAUGGCACUUCCACUCCUCGGCUUCGCUGCCGAAGGUGGCAAGUCAGCGCCUGCAUUUGCACCUUCACAUCCUGAGCAUUUGGCUCCUCGGCCACCUUCUCCGUUUCAUGGUGGCAUGGGCGAGUGGGUGGCCCUUCAGGGCUGACCCGGACAUCUCGUUUGCUUUGGCAGCCUCUGCUUUGAUGGCGAUGGCUCGGCUGGCCGCUUCUGCCGCAAUUCUUUGCUUGGUCACGGCCAGCAACGUGAGCAAUGUGAGCCAUUCCAACAUCAGCAUGAGCAACGCCAGCAAUGUCAGUGUCAGCAAAGGCUCCAAGGAGCGUUCCGGGCUCAAGGUGCGUCUCCUUGACACGGUGACCAUUCUGCACGUGAGCGACACCCACUCUUUGCACCGCUCCACUGGAGAUUUGCCCUCCGCGGAUAUCUUCAUCCACUCGGGGGAUGUCGCCAAAGUGGGCUCGGACGGGGAGCUAGGGGAUUUCAACGAUUGGCUGGGCACCAUCAAGCACAAGUACCAGCACAUGUUUGUGAUCGCUGGGAACCAUGACUUCUGGGACACGAACUGGCGCCUGAACCGCGGCUGGAUGUCUGUGAACGUGGCUUCCGACCCGAGCUACUUCCAGAAGAAGAUCUCCAAUGCCAAGGUGUUGAACCACGAGCUGGCAGAGGUCAUGGGCCUGAAGAUCUGGGGCGCAGGUUGGCAGGCGCGCCGUGGGGACUUCCAGCCCGGCAACAACUACCAGGACAUCCCAGCGGGUGUGGACGUUGUGGUGACGCACGAGGCCCCAUUCGACAUCUUCGACCAUGCGGGCGGCGCCCACUGGGGAUCCAGCCACGAGUUGCGAGGCGCCAUCUACCGAGCCAAGCCCAAGGUGCAUCUCUUUGGUCACGUCCACGAGCAGCGUGGCCACUGGGACCGGGUCGGCAAUGGCUUCCAAGGAGGCGUUGAGUACCGCCCCAACCCGCACGUGAACCAGGUCUUCCGCCCCAACGGGCCUCCACCCUCCGACUACCCGGUGGAAGUGGAGUCGAACAACGCCAUGGCCAACCAGCCCACCGUUGACCACAGCUGGACGGGGAUCUGGGCCCCUCAGCACAUUGUGGGCCGUGCCCGCCUUAUCACCGCCAACCGCGGCGCCGAUGGAUGGCACUUCCACUCCUCCGUGCCGUAA
Molecule: messenger RNA, 2037 nt
Organism: Effrenium voratum
Lineage: Eukaryota; Dinophyceae; Suessiales; Symbiodiniaceae
Source: the annotation of a GenBank genome assembly